ACACUUGGCUUUAUGGAUCCUGACGGUCUGAGCCAAACGAAACCGAGAGAAAAAAAAAUUCUAUAUCACGUUUUUGUAUUGAAAUGUACAUAUUUGAAAAUUAAUCCUUACUUUUCAUUUAAAUCCAAGUGUGAUAGCUCAAAAUGUUUGCUGUUAUUCGGAAUCCUUCAUCCUGUGAAGUGUUAAGGUUUAUAACUGUUAGAAUUGAACAUGAGGCGUUACGACACUAUGCUAGUGCCAAUCGCGUGAAGCCUUUUAAAAAAGUUGACAUCUCAAACAAAGCUAGAAACGAAGCUAAAGCUUUACAAAUGCGAAUGGAAGUGGCUGCACAGGAAGAAGCUAUCACGUCUGGAAAAAGUGUCGACGCUGUCGGUCAGUCAUUAGCGAGCAGAGGAUACCUUCGACCUGUGAAACCAUAUUCUCCUCCAGACGAUGUUCAAGUAAAAGUACUUGAACUAGCAAAGGCUUUGAAUAAGACAAAUUUGAAGGAAAAAUUUAGUAAUGUUGAAGAAAAAUUUACAUUUCUCUCUGCAUGCCAAAGAGCCUUCAAGCAUGCUGUUCCGAAUUCCCAGCUACACGAAAUUACGUCCAUUGAUGAUACUGUAGCUUUCUACCAAAAACCAGUUGAUACAACGUUGCCACUGGAAGCGCUAAAAACGGUUGAUUUGCCAGAAAACCUUUUUAUUCAACAUGAGUACAUCAGAUUUCAUCCGGAAACUGACACCAUGUUUGGAGGAAAAUCAGCAUUUCCAAAAAGUUCUACUGUGGUGACAGGAUUAAAAUAUAAAGACAAAUAUCGUGGACAUGCAGCAAAAAAGUGUUGGCCUUAAAAUCACUGACUUAAAUAAAAGUGAAUAAAUGCGAAA
Molecule: messenger RNA, 866 nt
Organism: Wyeomyia smithii (pitcher-plant mosquito)
Lineage: Eukaryota; Metazoa; Arthropoda; Insecta; Diptera; Culicidae
Gene: mRpL50
Exons: 5
Coding region: 144-830 (228 amino acids)
Cellular component (GO): mitochondrion; mitochondrial large ribosomal subunit
Source: RefSeq, a predicted model, not a curated record